AUGAUUUGGAAGGUCUCUGAGGUGUGUAUCAAGAGGCUUUUUCCAUCAAGAGGACACUUUCAAAAGCACUGGAAUAGCUUUUAUUCGACAAAAGCUUCGAAAAGCAUUGAAUGGCCCCUUGGAAAGCCAAAUUUCAAUCAUUUGCCGCCUGAAGAACGUAAAGACAUCAACUGCCUUGACUUCUCGUUUCCCUCGAAAACAGAUAAUGUCUACACGAGAAAUCCCACAUUUAAAGAUAGCUUUAGUAAAGCUAUAAGAAAUGUCUUCAACUCUAAAGUUAUUGGUUUUACGAUAGAAGAAACUGAAUCAAAAACUAUGGCAUGGCUUAAGCUGCGGGAAAGCAUAUACCAACAAUUAAGAGAUAAAGACCUUGAUAUGAAAAUUUCGAAAUAUCAACUGUCUCUUUCUGAAUUAAUUCAUCCAUCCUAUCCUUCAUCCCUACUGCUCCAACUUCAUGCAUCAGACCAAGUUAGUGACACACAGUGGAAAGCUAUUCUGAAAAAGAGCGAAAUCACGACAAUUGAUAAAUACAUCUACGUCAUUGGGAACGUUUUUGAUUUCAUUUACAGACAACAGAUUCUUCCUGUCGUUACGCCGGUAAAAUCGAGCGCCAACAAGGAGGAGGAUGUCGACAUUUCAAAUCCUGCAGAAUGGUUUCCAGAAGCACGCAAGUGGAGAAGAGAAAUAAUUAUGCAUGUAGGACCAACAAAUUCCGGUAAAACUUAUAGAGCUUUACAAAGACUCAAGCAUUGCAAUAGAGGUUAUUAUGCUGGUCCACUACGACUUCUUGCGCGUGAAAUUUACGAAAGGUUCAAAAAUGAGGGAAUCAGAUGCAAUCUUUUGACGGGUGAGGAAAUCAUUGAUGAAUUGGAUGAGAUGGGUAAUCCAGCAGGCCUGACAUCAGGUACAGUCGAGAUGGUUCCGUUAUCCCAAAAAUUCGACGUAGUAGUCCUUGACGAAAUUCAAAUGAUGGGGGAUUCAGAUAGAGGGUGGGCCUGGACCAAUGCUCUAUUGGGAGUUCAGGCUCGUGAGGUCCAUCUCUGUGGAGAGAAAAGCACGCUCCCGCUAAUAAAGAAAAUAGUCAAGAUGACUGGAGACAAACUAGUGAUAAACGAAUACGAAAGACUGGGCACCCUUAUUGUUGAGGAUGCUCCAAUCAAAAAUGGCUUGAAAGGUCUGAGAAAGGGUGACUGUGUUGUUGCAUUUUCGAAGAAGAAAAUCUUGGAUAUGAAGCUACGCAUCGAAAAGCAAACCAAUUUGAAAGUUGCAGUUGUAUAUGGAUCGCUACCUCCAGAAACUAGAAUUCAGCAAGCUACUAUGUUUAAUAAUGGAGAUUGUGACGUUUUGGUUGCAUCAGAUGCAGUUGGAAUGGGUCUAAAUUUAUCUAUCGAAAGAGUUAUUUUCACUACCCACAUGAAAUUCAAUGGACAAGAGAUGGUGAAUUUGACUUCGUCGAAUGUUAAGCAAAUUGGAGGACGAGCAGGACGCUUUAGGGUGGCUUCUUCAGUAGUUAAAGAUAUGAGAAAUGAGAAAAGAGCCUCUAUCGGCUAUAUCACAGCAAUAAACUCAGAAGUAUUGUCUGCUGUUAGAGAUGGCAUAAAUGCACCCGUUGAAUAUCUAAAUUCGGCAGUUGUAUGGCCCACUGACGAGAUUUGUGGUAAGCUUAUGACACACUAUCCAGCACGCACGAAAGUUUCGACGCUUCUUCAGACAUUUGCAACCAAGGUUGAGCAACGGUCCGCGAAGCUUUUUACAUUAAGUGACUUGAAAAAUCGUCUCAAUAACAUUGGGAUGUUCGAGCACUUGCACGAAAUACCAUUUUUCGAGAAACUACGAUUGAGCAAUGCGCCUGUAAAGGACUUACCUUUGGUCAAAAAAGCGUAUGUCGAAUUCUGUCACACUAUUGCUAGGCGUGAGACAAGGUCCCUGCUCAGUUACCCCUUUUCCUUCAAUAUCCUUGACCUCAAAUGUAUCAAGAACGAAAAAAUUACUCUGGAAUAUUAUGAGUCGUUACACAAUAUCAUUAUGCUUUUCUUUUGGCUGAGCAAUAGGUAUUCUAACUAUUUCAUUGACCAGGAAAGUGCAUAUGAGCUGAAAAACAUUUGCGAAAUGAUCAUUUUCGAGAAACUGGAUAGAUUAAAAAGAAAUCCUUACGCAAACCGCGGGCCACCAACGGCUAAUGCUCUAUCGCACUUUACACCUCGGAGACAAAAGCAGCAUUAA
Molecule: messenger RNA, 2223 nt
Organism: Lachancea fermentati
Lineage: Eukaryota; Fungi; Ascomycota; Saccharomycetes; Saccharomycetales; Saccharomycetaceae
Source: the annotation of a GenBank genome assembly